Molecule: messenger RNA, 2722 nt
Organism: Rotaria sp. Silwood1
Lineage: Eukaryota; Metazoa; Rotifera; Eurotatoria; Philodinida; Philodinidae
Source: the annotation of a GenBank genome assembly
AUGGGUGAUAGAGCACCACUCUUAAACGUGUCCAGUAAAUUUUCUAUUGGCGAUCAUGAUGAUAAUGGAAACAAGAAACAAUUUUUCACCAAUAGUUUUUCGGAUUGGCGUCGAUGGUUCAGCAGAAAAGGCAGCGAUAAUAAAUAUAUAAAAUUAGAUGAUGAUACUGAACGUAGUGACAAAGAUGAACCAGUUGGUAUUUUUCGUUUAGUCAUCUUCAUCUUUGCACAAUGUUUGACCUACUUCGCUUCUACUGGUCCUUUCUUUCAAUCAUUUUCAGAAGCUCGAGGUGCAGCAGCACCAGUGUUUCGACUUAUUGACGAGGGAAAUGAUGCAAGUAUCAAUGAAAUAGAUAUUUGGAAAGAGGAUACAGAAGCUAUUUAUAAUAUCAAUGGUGAUAUUGAAUUUGACAAUAUCAACUUUAGUUAUCCAUCUCGAAAAGAUGUAUCAGCUCUGCGUAAUCUCUCUCUUAUUGCUCGUGCUGGCCAGACAACUGCUCUCGUAGGUUCAAGUGGUUGUGGAAAAAGUACAUGUAUAUCACUUUUUCUUCGUUAUUAUGAACCAUCAUCAGGUCGAAUAAUGAUCGAUGGUCGACCAAUAACAGAUUACAAUGUCCAACAACUUCGACAAAAUAUUGGAGUUGUUAGUCAAGAACCUAUUCUGUUUGGUAUGAGUAUUUAUGAAAAUAUUCGUUUUGGUAAUGUAAAUGGAACACAAUUAGAAAUUGAACAAGCAGCACGAGAAGCAAAUGCACAUAAUUUCAUCAUGCAAUUACCAGAUAAAUAUGAAACACUUGUUGGUGAACGUGGUGUACAGUUGAGUGGUGGUGAAAAACAACGUAUUGCAUUAGCUCGUGCUCUUGUCAAACAGCCUACUUUCCUUUUACUGGAUGAAGCAACAAGUGCACUUGAUAAUGUUAGUGAAAAACUUGUUCAAGAAGCACUCGAUCGAGUAUGCAAAGGUCGUACAACUAUCGUUAUUGCUCAUCGUUUGACUACAAUUCAAAAAGCUCAUCAUAUAUAUGUAUUAGAUAAAGGAAAUGUGAUUGAGCAAGGUACUCAUGAAACAUUAAUGGCAAAAGAAGGAGGCAAAUACCAAACAAUGGUUAAACAUCAACAAAUGGAAAGAAUCAAUGACGAUCAAGAUAAUAUGAUGAGCAUACAAAAAGCGAUAGAAGAGGAUGAAAAGUUGAAAUUUGAACGUUCUCGUUCACUUGGCGAUGGUCAAAUUGUUGAUGUGAACAAAGUACAAAUACUACUGCAAUUAUUUAUAAAAACCAUUAAUGAUAAUCUCUCUUUUAGCAAAGUUCAAAGCUAUUCAGACAAAGAUUUGUCUUUUUAAGACUCUUAUCAAUGAAUAGUUCUGAAUGGAUCACGAUCUUGAUUGGUUGCAUAGCAUGUGUACUUAAUGGAGCAGCUCAACCAUUGUUUGCAUUUUUAUUCGCCAAAAUAGUCGAAGUGAGCCAUUCAUUCAUACAGAUAUCGUGCAAAAAUAUUGAUAAUAUACAGUAAAACCUCUAUAAGAUGAACACCAUUGGGCCUUCCGAAAAAGGGUUCAUUAUGAGAGGUGUUCAUCUUAUAGAGGUUUUGCAUAAAUUGAACUGUUGGAUGCAUACAAUGGUCAGGAGGACUAUUUCGAUAAUUACACAAUUCAUGUGAAGUUCAUUGCAGAUGAAUCAAAGAACGAAACCAAAUCUAUCAUCUAGUGCAUGACUUUUCUUCAAUCUUUAUUGAAAAUAAUCCUCCAUUGCUCUCUAUUGGGAACUUUUCGUGUUGAUGUACUAGGUGGGUAAAAAUAUUAUUCCAUGGGGGUAACGCUAUGAUUUCAAAUAGCAAUCAUAACAAAUUUUAUACCAAAUUAAAGCGCGUCAAAAACGGGAUUUAGCAGUACUAUAUAGUAAGGGAUAUGGAAACUUUUCUGUAUUAAAUUGAAGCAAUUUUCAAAAAUACUAUGCUGUGUUGUCGCAGAAAAUCAGAGUUAUGAGACAAUUUAAACUAGAUCUCUUUUCAAAUGUUGACAUAUGACAAAGAAAUUUUUAUUUUUAUUAAAGUUCAGUGAAUAUAAUCAAUAAUCAGUAUGACGACCGUUAGCAUUCUUUACAGCAUGAAGACGUGACGGAUACGAACAUAAGAGAGUUUCAAAUAAUUCAACAUCCGUUUCCAUAUUUUUCAAAACAUCUGCAAUGUGUUUCUUCAAAGUUUCUCCUCGAUAACGAUCAUGUUCCGUUUCUGAUAGCAUUUUUUUUUUCAAGUUCAUUUUUAAUUACUGUUCCAAUAUGUUCAGCCACAUUUAGAUCAGGCGAGUUUCCGGGCCAAGUGUCAUUUCCCCAGAAUUUGAUGUUAUUGUCUUGAAGCAAAUGUUGAGUCAUAUUUGCUCGCAUGCAUGGUGCUUUGUCAUGGGCAAAUAUUACUUCAUCCGGAUCGAUAACAUUUUCUUCAUUUUUAGAAAUGGUAUCACAUGUUGCAUUAGAAUUGUAUCACGAAAAUAUUGACCCGUCCAAGAUUCACCUUUGUCUUUGAUAACCCAAUGUAACUUUUUGGCAGUAAAAAUCACAAAAAUCCCAAUACACACUUGAUUUUUAACCAUUUCACGAUGGCUCAUUCUCAAAAGAGAUACAAUUUCUUUUUUGUAUAUAAUUAGCACCAAAUGACUUGGAAAAAAAUUUGUUCUAUCAUUUCCUAAAUCUAACUAUUGAUCAUUGUCAUAGGUAUUUAAUUCUACC